UGGGUUCCAGGUUGGUUGAUCCGUACAUUCUGCUUUAUGCUGAUGGGAUAUCAGCCACAAAUACCCUUCCUCGCCAAACUUAUCAUUACUACUUGCUUUCAUUGUUCUUGUCUGUCAAAAUCGACUCCAUCUCCUGAACCAAAUCCAGAAUUGUUGGUGAGUUCUUGAAAGUUAUCUGUACAAGAUCAUAUGGCCAAAUCAAAAAUUUCAGAUCAUUCAUGACAGAUGCCUUUAUGGAUGAAAAACUUUCUCAGCUGAAAAAGGCACAACAAAGAUUUGAUCAAAGUAGCCAAAGUUCAAUUCCUAAGAUUCAGAUGGUUCCAAAAUUUUUGCGACAAAAUGAAAGAUUUUACAAGUACUGCUUACCAAAGAUUAUAUCAUUUGGUCCCAUCCAUCACAAUAAUGAAAGUCUUACGGAAGGAGAACAUUAUAAGCUUUUAUGGACAUCAAUAUUUGUUGCAGAAUAUGGCAAAAAAAUUGAUCAAGAUGCUAACCAAGCAUGCAGACUUUUGUUUAAUAAGAUUGAAGAUAAUAUUGAAGAAUUGAAGAAUAUGUUUACUGAGGAGGCAAUUGAAGGUUACAAUGAUAAUGAUCUUGCUUGGAUAUUGUUUGUGGAUGGAUGUUCUUUGAUAUAUUUUAUGGAAAAUGUUGAUCAACAAUGUCCAAAAGCACUAAAUCUAAAAUUUGAUCAACUAAUGUACAUAUGGAGAGAUGUUCUAUUAUUGGAGAACCAACUUCCAAGUAAAAUGCUUGAGAUUCUAUGUAAAGAGAAAGGUGUUGAUAUGGGUUUCUUAAUUGAGAACUAUGGUAGGAUGGGUGAAUGCAAGCGAUUGGGAGUGGUAGUGCUCCAAGUGGAUACUCCUAAAUUCUUUCAUGUACUUGAUUAUGUUCGAUUAAUGGUGGCGCUUCAAGUGGACGAUUUUGAAGGAGAAGAUCAAAUGGAAACACAAGGAGGAAAUGACCACUAUAUGAUGGGAAAAAACAAAACCCUAAACCAAGAAGAUAGCGAUGAAGAAGAAGUUGUAUAUAAUUGGAAUACUUAUAAGAGUAUACGAGAUCUAAAAACAGUAGGAAUUCGAGUGGUAGCAAAUAAAAACAGUUGGAAAUGGAGUAAUAUUUCAUUCAAGUCUAAGUGGUUUGGUGGAGAACUAAGACUUCCUGUUUUUUUGUUCAAUGAUGUCACACCUUAUAUUUUCCGAAACUUUAUAGCAUAUGAGAUGUGUCCAGAUGUCCACAACGGCUACGAAUGUUGUUCGUUCUUUAGCUUUAUGGAUUCAUUGGUUGACAAUGCUGAGGAUGUUAGGGAGCUUAGAUCAGCUGGUGUAUUUCAAAAUUUACUUGGAAGUGAUGAAGAAUUGGCAAAGCUUUUCAAUGAUUUAGGCGAUGAUUUGCCAACAAAAAUGUCUUGCCAUGAUUCCUACUCAAAUGCAGUGGCGUACAGUAAGAAAUAUAUUUUGAUCAAACGUCAAAUUGAAAAGCAUUACACAAAUAAAUGGAAGACAUGGUUGGCACAAGCUUACAAUACUUAUUUCAAUACACCAUGGACUAUGAUUGCCUUUUUAGCUGCAUCAUUGGCAUUGCUUCUUACUUUCAUCCAAACAUGGUUUGCGAUACAUCCUAAAUAAAUAGGUAUGUGUGUUGGAACUAAUUAAGUUUAUUGUGUGCAAAGAAAGGGUUUUACAUUUUGUAAUGUGAUUGUUGAAACAUUGAGAUUUUAGAAUGUAUCAGUUGUAUUUUGUGAUGUAUUAAUUUUAAAUUUUGUCUUGUA
Molecule: messenger RNA, 1768 nt
Organism: Lathyrus oleraceus (garden pea)
Lineage: Eukaryota; Viridiplantae; Streptophyta; Magnoliopsida; Fabales; Fabaceae
Product: putative UPF0481 protein At3g02645
Exons: 2
Coding region: 219-1625 (468 amino acids)
Source: RefSeq, a predicted model, not a curated record